UCCACCCGCGAAGAGCUGGACUCAAGAUCGAGAGUGAUUUGAAGUUCGGGCACGAUUCGACGGAUUAGGAGCGCGUGGACACCGUUAUCGCGGCGUUCGCUGGGAGGCGGGUACGUCCACCAUUCGUACCCGGAGCGUACGCCGCUAUUAUCGAGCUCGGCCGGCGCUUUACAGUUGCGUGACCGACGCGCGCGGUGGUGCAUGCCGCCUCGCGAGAAUUCCGCUGAAAUUGUAUUUUAUAUCGAGGAAUUGACGUCAAACCUCUUCCCGCGAGGAGAGGGGGAAAAAUACAUUCGAAUAGUAAUCGUAAAGGAGGCGUUCUCGCGCGAGGAACCCGGGUAGAAAGCCGCGAGGAGAAAGCGGCGGCGAGGAGGAGGCGCGCUGUUUUCGCGGGUGUAAAAAUAAGACCUGUCCUCGGCGCGGUACCGAAUCCGAAAGUGCACUAUCGCGAUUGAUUUCAAUUUAGAUUCACCUCGCGCGCACGCGAUAGCGCCGUCGACGAAAUCGCCGUUUAUAAAUGCCGCGGUGCGGGUCAAGGGGAAGCGCGCGGACAUCUCUCUCGCGCCCCGAACUCGUGGGGAGAUCGUAAACCCGCGAGACAGGCCCGUCCGAGUAAAAAGAAAACCUACGAAAGAACAUGGAAACACAGCAUCUAAAAGACGUCUUAAUGUUCUCUCUUGAGGAGACGUUCCUCGCUUUCCGCCUGCUGAGGGAAAAUCUCGCGAAGGUCCCGCUUCUCGCCAAGAGGAAGACGUCGACUCGAAAAUAACGAGCAAGAGCGCGUGGAAGUUCCUCCUCGGCGACGAGCGGGAAGUGCGGUCCCCUCGUGAUAACACGAGGCAGGAAAAGUGUCGUCGGAGGGAAAAUCCGCGAGUGGACGAGCGUGGCGAUUUAUUUCGGCGCGCGCUGCGUACUUUCGGAGGAGAGCGGGGGGACGAGCGAGAGAAAAAGAGAGGCCGCUUGCGUCAGUGGAGCACGGCCGGUUCUCUCUCUCGAACGGUGACCGCGAAAGACCGAAGAUCGAAGGCGUGCGCACCUGGAGGAAGGACAGUCGGUCGAGCGCCACGCACGCGUCCGCUGGAGGAGGAAGCUCGCGCGAGGAUCACGAGGUCUCCGUCCAUAUUGAGAGCCUGCCAAGCUGUGAAUUGGCUCCCGAACUUCUCGCGGGGGAGAGAGAUCGCGCGCGCAGUAAAGGUGAAGAAAUCGGCGAUAAGCGCGUUAUCUAAUCGCCCGAGCGAAAGAAGACCCUAGUUCCCCUCGUCACGGACGGUGAAACGUGCAAGUGAGCCGGAGGAUCGAUCGCACGAGGGGCAACUGGCCGAUCCGCACCCCCACGAGGAAGAAACGACGGACCGAGAGUGAGCGGACGCGCGAACUCGCGACUAGUCAUCGAUCGACCGCCAGACGCUGCGCGCCGCGACGCCCUCUCUCUCGUGUCCCCACCUGUCCGUCCCCCCUCCGGUCGUGUCAGACGUAUCACGUCGGAAACGGCGCUCUCUCCUCUCUCUCCCUGGAUCAUCCACCGAAGCCUCCUCCGCAGAUCCUAUUCCUUCGGCGUGCGAGUCGCGAUAGUUUGCGGGUAGUCCUGCUGUGAAACGGUACGAGAGCGCGCGCGCGCGCGUGCAGCCCCCGAAGAUGUGUCGCGGCGCGUUCCAACGUGUGCGCAAAAAAUGAGUGGCUGAGAGAGAGUUCGGCAACGAAACACUACGUUGGGACGGCGAGAUAUCGGCGAGUGCCGUCUCCCCAGCCGAGAGGGUGGUGCGGGGGGAUCGCGCACGAGGGAUCAGACGGAUUAGUAUCGGCCGAUAGGUAUCGCGUCGCGACGAAGGGAUUAUCUCGGUUUACUCGGAGAGAGAGAGAGCGCGAAUACAGGUUUACACAGCCGGGGCAACACGUUUUUUUUUUAUCACGCGUCGCUUCUAAUCACAACUUAGACAGGGAGCCCGCCAGUGCCUCGCCGAGAAGAAUGUUCUGCUUCCAAAGCCCGUUCACGCGAACGUCGCGCGGCGUCGGCUCCACCGCGUCCCUGUCCAAGUCGUCGUUGGUCAACGCGAUCCUGUCGCCGACCGGCAGACGAGGCUCCGAGGCGACCAGCGAAGGCUCCAACUCCUCCUCCAUCAGGUACAUCGACCAGGAGGCUUCGAUGUCGGGAGGCAGCAGCACGGACACCCUGCCGGGGAUCCGCGCCGACUACCUGGACCCCGAGCCGCUGUCCCCACCCGGAACGGACGCUCUCACCUCGCCGAGCGGCAUCACCGUCGUCUUAAACGGGAACAACGCGUCGAAGAAGUCCAACGGCUGCAGGUGGCGGCGGAAGCUCCUGCUGCGCCUCCGUUCCAACGACUCCUCCUCCAACUCGACCAACGGCUCGCCUUCGCCCGCCAGCGAGUCGUCGGCCUCCUCGAGGAACCCGACCACCGUCUCCGUCGGCGACAUACCGUCCCUGGAGAACGGCUUCAGCGAGCCCGAGGAGGACGAGGAGGAGUGCGACGCUUCCCUGCCGUCCAGCCCGGCUGCGGCCUCCACCGUCGGCCUGGCCUCCUCGACCGUUCCCUACUACGACUUCCUGUCGGUGAACGGUGGCGCGAUGCGCCAGGAAACCACCAGCACCAGCUCGCCGCAGCUGUCGUCGAGUAUGCGCGACUCCAGCGCGGAGUCGCCGCCCGCCGACACCCGCAGCUCCUACGGCGAGGACGGUAGCCCAGGCAUCGACUCGCUGAAGCCCGAGGACGGCUGUCUGCCGGUCGCCAGAUCUUGCCCGAACCUCGAGAGGCAGAGCGCGGGUUCCAGCCCCGGUCCGGCGGGGCCGAGGUUCAAGCCGCUCGAAGAGGGCGACAUACAAGUGUGCUACCUGAACCACACCCGGACCCUCGUGAGGAAGAUCCUGUCGAGCAAGUUCCUCAGGCGCUGGGAGACGCAUCAUCUCUAUCUCAACGACGCCUGCCUGUCCUCCAAGACGCUCACGGGUUUCCUGCAGCAACCCGUGCCGUACAGCAGCAUGUCGGAGGUGCGAAAGUACGUUGUCGCCAGAUGGGACCCCGCCUACAAGAACUGCCUCAGCAUCGUCCUGCCAGAUGGCUCGCUUCUUCUGCAAGCCAGCAACGCUUACACGAGGGACCAGUGGUAUCAUUCGAUAUUAUGGAAGAAGAGCAUCUUCAAGUACCAGCACCUGGUGUCCAUGAGCACGCGGGAGGAGGUGAUACUGCGCGAAUUGCGCACCAUGGUGGACUUCGCCUUGUGGACGCCGCUUCAGGACGAGAGGGUGGCGGGCGCCCCGUUGGAGGCCGUCGCCAAAUUACUCGACGAACCCGUCGUGGAUUCCGAUUCGGACGGCAAGACCGAGGAGAUUGUCCGCGAUCGUAGAAAUUGGGCGGAGGCCGUGCUGUCCGUGGUGGCACCUCUCUUGGAAAAAGCGGCGCCGCCGCCGGCACUCGCGCGAGUACUCGCCAGGUUGGCGCAGUUGCAUCCGCGAUCGCAGCUCGUCCCGGCGCUCGGCCCGGCGAUCACGAGAUGCCUCAAGCACACCGUUGACUUUGGCAAGUCGCCGGACAUGAGGAAGUUGCUGCAGGUUUUCGUCGCUGCUUUGUACGAGAACAAUGACGGCGAACAGGCGAUCAGGGAUUACAUCUCGUCGGUCCACGGGCCGGGAAGCGACUGUCCGCACCCAAGAGUGCUCCCCAAUCUGGUGUCCAUCUGCGUCGCGGCUAUAUUCCAUAGGUUCGAGGUGUCGAGUCGCGUGUCAUCGAACGAGGACAAACCGCCGUCGCUGCCGCCGUUACAAUGUUACCUGCUCGUCCUGAAUGUCGCAUCGGAGUACGCCGACUGGCGUCCGGGUCUCGGCGCCUUGUUGCAGCCCGUCCCGUUCCCGGAGGAGGCUCUGGCCAUGAGGGACGUGCAAGAAUCCGUGCUGAUGUGCGUGAUGGAACGACUAGCGAAGGACCCGAGAUGCACGGUCCAUCGCGUGCUGCUGCCCGUUAGGGAACCGCGUCCAGGCUGGAUCCACAUCGCCGCACCGUCCAGUCCAGCCUGUCCAGACCGCGGGGAGCUGUUCGGCGAGAUGCUCACGACCCUGCUGGCGUGUUGCUGCCGUCGAAAGAGAUUUAUCGCGUCGCUGCUGAAACAAGCGGGCGACGAUUGCAUCUUGCUGGCGGUGCGGGGCUGCGACGCCGCGCAGGAAGCGCUCUGCCUGAUGCUCGAGUGGCGUUUGUUGGCGAACGAGGAGGCGAGGCUUCAGAUAGUCAACGCGCUCGAGUCCACGGAAUCCGGGAAGGAGCGCUACGUCGCUCUCUGUCAGAGACAGAAGAACUUGCAAGAGCUGCAACAAAAGGGCGGACCGCGUAAACUGACGUUACCGGUACGAGCGACCGACGCCGACGUCGCCCUUUUGCUGGGCGGUCGUGCCCUCGGCAACCUCGAGUGCCUCAGUUUGGCCUUCACCUCUGUGACGUCCGCGUGCGCGGAGCAGCUGAUCAAAUUACCGGCGCUGAGGUACCUGAACCUGUGGGCCACGCAAUUCGGCGACGCCGGCCUACAGAUGAUCAGCGAGCACUUGCAGAAGCUGCAGGUCCUGAAUCUCUGCGAGACGCCCGUGUCCGACAAAGGCAUCUCCACAUUGGCCUCAUUAACCAGCCUAAGGAAACUGAAUCUGAACAGCACGAAGCUGUCGGCGCAGACGUUCGAGUCGCUGAAGAAACGGCUGCCGGCUUUGCAGGAAUUCGACGUUCGAUACACGGAGGCCUGGUGACCCGAGGUCACGUCCAGCACCUCGCCCAUCGACAGCGCCGAUCGCGACGCGAAAAUGAAGAAACAACGCUAAGGUGCUCGGCCGAAGUUUGGAAGGAACUCCGAGAGAGAAGUCGCCGAUACGGAGAAUGGCGCGCUAUAUCGAGCCGACGGGAGCGCGAUGUAUAAAUUCGAUCUCGUAGAAAAAGUGAUCGCCGUAACGAUUCUCCUUCGGUUUCCCAAGCCGAGUCUUUUGCUACAAUACUGACCAGGAUGAUCGAGGAGGUUCCGCGAGUCGAGUCUUCGCGCAUUCUCGAGGCUUCUUCCGGUUUAAUCGACGAUUCGUUCUUCCCGUAGGGUCAUAGGGCAAUAAAGCGCGCGUUAACGCAUCUUCCAUUUCCACUAGAUAUACAUACGAUAUAUAUACAUACGAUCGAAGUGACGUUCGACGAAAAGUUUCUCCUCGGCUAACACGUGCGACUGUGACGUUCUCUUGCGAAGAAUAUCGAUUUAGACGCGUCUCUUCCACGCCGCUGCCGCCGCCGCCGCCGUCGUCGUCGUCUCGUCGACAGGAGUCGUCGCGUUUCUCGAGGACAUUCCAGUGCCGCAAAUUCGAACGUUAGUUCCCAGGUGAGACUCGAACGAGCGGAGGCGGUCUCGUGUAGGACCGUGAAGGAGACGAUCUUCAGAGUCGCGUCGUUCGUGCGGCAAGCCGCCUCAAUAUCGUUGGGACGAGACGAAGCAAACAGACGACGACGACUCUUUUUGAAAGCGAUCCCACACCUGCGUUCUACGCGAUCGAGGGUCGGUCUCCGUCGAGCCGCAGACUUACGUUUCUUGGUAGUCUCGGUGACCUCCUCUCCAUCUACUUGUAGUCUUAGGCGAGCGGACCGUGUUUUCUAGACCGCUAAAAGCGCAAAAUGCACUUUUACCCGAUCUUCAGUCUUCGUAUCUUUUUUAUACUCGUGUAUGUUACUUUUUUUUAACAAUAUUGCUUUCCGGUGGCGAGAGGUGAGAGAUAGAUUAUCAUAAUUUGUUGCCGGUGGAGAUAUUAACCCUUAGCUGACACACGUCAAAAUAAUAAUGUACGGGCUAUAGGGGGUAUUUUGGACCCCAGCGAGAAAA
Molecule: messenger RNA, 5847 nt
Organism: Dinoponera quadriceps
Lineage: Eukaryota; Metazoa; Arthropoda; Insecta; Hymenoptera; Formicidae
Product: C-Maf-inducing protein-like
Exons: 9
Coding region: 1967-4744 (925 amino acids)
Source: RefSeq, a predicted model, not a curated record